Messenger RNA from Chenopodium quinoa (quinoa), 1224 nucleotides. RefSeq lists its product as uncharacterized. The transcript has a single exon. The coding region runs from base 1 to 1224 and encodes 407 amino acids. The record is from RefSeq and is a predicted model, not a curated record. Lineage: Eukaryota; Viridiplantae; Streptophyta; Magnoliopsida; Caryophyllales; Amaranthaceae.
AUGAAUAUAUAUUGUGCUUUUAUGACUAAUGUGAUUAAUGGCAUAUGUGUUAGUUGUGUAGAACUUGUAAUCAUGAAACGAAAAGAACGUAGCUGGAUGUACGAAAGGAAGGUUGUGAAUUCUAUUAAUCCCGAGUUCUUGAAGGGGGUAGAUGAAUUCCUUAAAUAUGUGGAAGAUCAUCCCGAGAGUAGCAACCCGAAUGAAGUUAGGUGUCCAUGUUUUAAAUGCAAAAACAAACGUCUCUGGGAUCCAGAUACGGUCAAACUUCAUUUGUAUCGCAGCGGUUUUUUACCUAAUUACUACGAGUGGAUGUGUCAUGAGGAAGGGUUUCCAAGAACUCGUAGAAGGGAGUCAAAUGAAUAUCGUGAAAUGGUUUUGGAUGCCUUUGAUCAGUCUCAAGAUCAAGGCCAUUCCAAAGAGCCACCUGUUUCAUUAGAGGAGGAGCCUAAUGCACAAGCCAAGCCAUUUUUUGAUUUGUUAAGGGCUUCUGAACAACCGUUGUACAAAGGGAGUUCAUUGUCUGUGUUAGAGAUGGCUUCUAGAAUCACUAGCCUAAAGUGUGAGUAUAAUUUGCCGCACAGAUGUGUUGAUGGAUUUUCUUCUUUGGUUAAUGAAGCGAUUCCUAACAACAACCACAUGGCCGAGACAUUCUAUGAGGUCAAGAAAAUUGUUAAGGGGUUAGAGCUGCCCCAUGAAAAGAUUCAUGCAUGCCCGAAAGGAUGUAUGUUGUUUUGGAAAGAUGAUGCUCAAUUAUCUACAUGUAGGGUCUGUGGCAGCGACCGAUACAAGAAGACUUCUAAAGGUAGCUUAGUGCCUUUGAAUGUUCUAUUUUAUUUCCCUAUCACACCUAGGUUGCAAAGGCUUUUUGCAACUAAAAACAUUUAUAAGGAAAUGACAUGGCAUGCUAAAAAUCCUCGAGUUCAAGGCACAAUGGCACACCCUAGUGAUAGUGAAGCGUGGAAACACCUAGAUAGUUUCUUUCCUGAGUUUGCCUCUGAACCUCGUAAUGUUCGACUUGGCCUAUGUACGGAUGGAUUUGCUCCACAUGGUCAGUUUGGGGGACAGUAUUCAUGUUGGCCUGUCAUUUUGACCCCUUAUAACUUGCCUCCGUCAAUGUGUAUGAAAAGACAGUUCAUGUUUCUUUCGUUACUCGUUCCUGGUCCUAAAAACCCUAAGGGCAACUUGGAUGUUUACAUGCAGCCGCUCAUACACGAGUUGAAAUAG